Messenger RNA from Amoebophrya sp. A25, 466 nucleotides. Lineage: Eukaryota; Dinophyceae; Syndiniales; Amoebophryaceae. The record is from the annotation of a GenBank genome assembly.
CAGAGCAUCGCAUGAGUGUACGGAUCGCGUCCCGCCUCCACCAUGGGAGGGCGAAAUACACAAGCUAACACUGAAAAGCGGACGAAUUGCAUCCGAUCCGGGCGCCACCCCACUCCGAAAUCUUCCGCUUCCUGUUGGUGUUUUGGUUGGAGCCGAGCUCUGGACGUUAAAUCUGCGGAAUAGGGGUGUCGAACCAAUGAGUUAGCGUAGACCUGUCUACCGUCUCAGCCUCUUAAGCUUCUCCCUUACGAAGGCUGAGGCUGCUUCCAGUUCCGUAAAUUACAGAUGAAACGUGCCUCGAGUGCGGCAUCUGAUUGGCGUGCUGACAUUUGUGUGGACCUGUUGACUACGCCCGAAAGGGGAUACAGGGCGUGCGAACGUGAUUUGGUUUGAUUAUGACAACCACAGCGUCUGCCUUUUUUAUUGACAUUGACUCUGUGUUUGACCCUGUCGCGACUGCAUUGGU